AGGAAACAUACUUGUGUCUGCAAGGGGCACUUUUCAUAGUAGGACUUGGUGGCUUCGUGGCAACUUAAGUGGACGUUGCAUAUUUGAAACAUAGAUACUAAAUGGAGAUUACUUUUUUCUUUUCUCAGAUUUGGAUAUUCUUGGAAGACUCAAUGUCUCUCAGCACUAGGUUUCUCUGGGAGAAUAGGAAUGCCUAAUCUAAUUCCUGGGAUUCUGUCAGUUAUAGCAGAGGAUUGUAGGGCACUCUUCUCAUGUAUAAAGAACUUGUAAUAAGGAUGGGGAUAAUAAUGUUGAUGUUAUGUCUGUCUCCUCCUAGGAAACUGCUUGCUGGAAAUAAGUGACUGAAGGCCAACAAACCUGAAAGACUUGAAAGAAGAAAUCUAGUUUCUACACGAUCAAAUCUGAAUUAAAUGGCUGAUAAACAGAUCAGUUUACCUGCCAAGCUGAUCAAUGGAGGAAUAGCUGGGCUGAUUGGCGUCACCUGCGUAUUUCCUAUUGACCUGGCAAAAACUCGCCUACAGAAUCAGCAGAAUGGCCAGAGGAUGUACACCAGCAUGUCUGACUGCCUCAUCAAGACAAUCCGGUCUGAAGGCUACUUUGGCAUGUACAGAGGGGCUGCAGUGAAUCUGACAUUAGUGACUCCAGAAAAAGCAAUCAAGCUAGCUGCCAAUGAUUUCUUCCGAUAUCAUCUUGCCAAAGAUGGGAAGAAGCUGACGCUGCUGAAGGAAAUGCUGGCUGGCUGUGGGGCAGGGACCUGCCAGGUGAUUGUCACCACUCCCAUGGAGAUGCUCAAAAUCCAGCUGCAGGAUGCAGGCCGAAUUGCUGCCCAGAAGAAGCUAAUGGCUGCACAGGCACAGUUAAACCCUUCCACCAGUGCAGGGGCGGCUGAGUCGGUCCUUGCGACACGGACAACGGCUAUGCAGAUUACAAGGGAACUGCUUCGGAGCAAAGGCAUUGCGGGACUCUAUAAGGGACUUGGAGCUACGUUGCUGAGGGACGUGCCAUUUUCCAUCGUUUAUUUUCCAUUGUUUGCAAACCUGAACAAACUGGGACAGAAAAACCACAGCGAAAAGGCCCCGUUCUACGUGUCCUUCCUCUCGGGGUGUGCGGCAGGCAGCACGGCUGCCGUAGCAGUCAAUCCUUGUGACGUAAUCAAGACGAGGCUGCAGUCAUUGCAGAGGGGAAUCAAUGAAGACACAUACUCAGGGAUAAUAGACUGCGCCAGGAAGAUCUGGCGGAAUGAAGGUCCCACGGCCUUUUUUAAGGGGGCGUAUUGCAGAGCUCUGGUCAUAGCCCCGCUCUUUGGUAUUGCACAAGUUGUCUAUUUCAUCGGCAUUGCUGAAUUCAUCCUAGAUAUGCUUCCGAGGCGCCGGGAUUAACCCCUCACACCUUUCCCUUCCCAACUGGAAUCCGUCGUAUCCUCUUUGUCAUCGUGGUGUCAGAGCAAUGGCACAAACGGUCGAAGCAGUCCCAGUGGGAAUGAGUGUUGUCUCCUAUUAUUUUUCCUCCCAUCAAGAUGGCCCCCUCCAUUACCCCAGGGAGGAUCCCCAAGUCAGGCCUCCUUUUUAAUUACCAGUCUCAAAGACGCUGGCUAGCACUCUUGUGGAUAGGGGAAAGUGAGCCUCCCGUAUCCUCUGAAUUCUCAACACAUCAGGAAGAAGCAAAAGAACAGGACUUUUCUCCACUGUCCCCACUCUUGGUACCAGGCCUCUGAGGAAGCUGCGGGACUGGUACCCAUUAAAAGGGAGGUCAGUUUAUCCAUUGAGAAGGCAGGUAAUUACUGAAGUCAACAUGUUUGGUUUUCGAUAGGCCGGCUAAUCAUCUCUCCCCCCAGAUUAGCAGGACUUUCCGGAAAUUGAAGGAGGGGGAAAAGGGAAAGGUGCAGCUUACAUUUUGAUUUUAUGAAAGGGACUAGCUUCCUAAAAGGGUGUACACAGCAAAAUGCACUCCCUGCAGUUGUGCACCUGACCACUAAGGAGCUUGGCUGUGGAAACAGUCCUAUCCAGUGUCACGAACUAUUUGUGAGCCAUUGCAGUCAAGGGGAAACUGAAUAAUUUUGGGAUCAGUCUGUUUUUGUUUUUAGUGCUGGAUAAAAAGAGAAAACCAACUCAGUAAUACAUUCCUUUCAAUCAGCCUGGCUGGUGCUGGUAAUGCUGCUGUUCCACCUGGGGUUUUCGGUGUCUGUGCUUUUUUGAUCAGUGCCCAGAGGAUGUAUAUUCCUUUCCUGUGCCCCUUUGGGACCACAGAUAAUCCAAAGGCGCUUUUGGGAAAAGUUUAUCUUUGUUUUGGCUGUUAAAACUGCAGAAUGCCAGAUGAAGACAUAGCUUAGCUGAAAGCACUGGAAAAAUCCUGCACAUUUGAGGUUCAGGUGCACCAGAGUCAAAAGAAUCAGUUAGAUCAGGCAGCUAGGUUACCCAUUUUGUUUUGUUUUUAUAGAGGCCAGCUAGUUUUCUUAUUGAGGCAAAAACCGGCAGCUGGGGGUGGUUUAUGUGACUGUAACUUCCACCAGGACAACUGUGUGUAUAUAUUUUCCCUCAAAAGUGAGGCCUAGUUUUCCUUUGUUCUUUUCAGAAGUUGCUUAGAAACAGCUUUGCUAGAAACGUCAAAGAACUAAUGUUAAUGUUAGUAAUUUGCCUUUUGUUUUACUGGCCUGGUUUGUAUGAUCACAGAUAAGAAAUAAGCCCUGGGAAUUUAUUGUCCUUCCAUGGUUAUGCAAAAUGGGCCAGUUGUAUGCCAGUCACAUGCUAGGGGAUUUGCAUAAAUACCCUUGACAGUACAGAUUGUUGUGUCAUGUGAACCCAGUCAGGGUGGCUUGUAGAACCCUACAACAGCCCAUGAUAACCUCUGCGGUAAGCCAUCCUGACCAAUUUCUUGUGAUAGCCUCUGUGACCAUGGGUGAUUAUGCAAAUCUCUGGCAGGGUGUGAGGAGGAAGCAAGUCACCAUGGCUAAUUUCCCCCUCUAGGAUAGUGCAAAACCCAUUCAACUGUCUUUGGCCCAGUUUUACUUAAUCUGGUCAGAUUAGUUACCUGCUGCUUAGGUGCUGACAUAGUUGUGACCUGGUAUGCCUGAUCAAAUAAACUCAUAUGGUAGCCUAAAUUUGGACACCUGUUCCAGAAAUUAACUGUUUCAUAGCUUGCUGUGUGAACUUGGUGAGGUUGAAUUGUUGGUUUGGUUAUCAAACUGCCUGGAACCCAUGAGCUAUUUAGGGUUGUGGUAAUUUAUUAAUCUCACUACAACCCACCUUUGCAUGACACAACAAGCUCUGAAGGGAUGGUUCAGGCACCCAUGUAACUGCAGCAGCGUACCAAUUUAACCGUUGCUGCUUGAAUUUCCAGCUGAAACUCUCUUAAAGCAGGGGUGGGAAAAUGGACGACUCUCUAGAUGCUGUUGGACUGUGACUCCCUUAGCAAUAGUGAGCAUAGCCUGUAGGAAGGGAUGAUGGGAGCUGCAGUCCAGCAACAUCCGGAGGGCCACAUACUCCCCAUUCUGGCCUUAAAGUUUUGCAAAAUGUUUUUGUUCUAUGAGCUGGGGGCACAAUACAAAUGCUGAAGACAACAUGUUUCUAGAGGUAUUUUCCUUGCACUGUGGGCUUCAUUUGCUUGUUGUUGUGCCUCUGUUGCUUGAAGUGAUGCUUGUAUCCUGGUCCAUUGAAAAGAAUUUUAUUCACAGAUGAUGUCUGUAUUUGCAACUGCCCUCCGUGUUCUUUUCAAUAUCUUUUAAUGUGCACGUCACUUUUGGUCCUGUUGAACAGCAAGGAGAGUUGUUAUUUUUAAUUGGCAUUUGUUUUUUUCCUGUGAUAUGUAAAUAAGGCCAAAAUAAUGAGGGGGAUCAUAGUGCAAUUUCCCUCCUUGCCCUGAAAUCAAAUGUUUGAAAAGUCUCUGCUUUUAGAUGGCUGAUUGGGGUGACUCACAGAAUAAUUGAGACAAAUUGCUAGGACUAGUUUAUAAUAGGGGCUAUAUUUAAUAAUUUAAUUUGUUUCAUUGCAUGCUGCUUUUUCAUCACUGUAAGUCCUUGUUCACCUUAGUAGCUAAUCGGUGUUUAAAACAUGUUUGCGCUGUCUCUCCCAUCCAAAUGGCCAAAAGCCAUCUCAAAGGAAGGCCUUAAGGACUCACUGCUGCCGCCACCAAAUACGCUGACACAUUUGAGCACACUAGAAAGUCACUGAUUCUCUACCAAAGCCAGGAGCAUCAGCAAUGAUGCGUUUUGGUAUUUCUGAAACAGAAAUCCUGCAAUGUUUUGGUGUUUUGAGAAGCACAAUCUUCAGGGUUACUCUAUGCACUUUAAAAAGCGAAGAGCAGCUGAGACCUCAUUUUAAGCAAUCCCUUGCAAGAGAUCCUUUAGAAAAGGUUUGUCAGCAAAGAAGAAAUGAAAUGGGACACAAACUAUAAUCUGUACUGGUAUGUGUGAGAUUUAUUGUUGGAAGCUUUAUUCAGGGGAAAUUCAGAUGAAUUCAAUUCCAAGUGAACCUUUGCCCAAAUGCAGGCUAGCAUUUAUGGAGAAAGACUGGUAGAAAGACAAUCAUCUGUGCCUAAAAUAUGUUCCAAACAGUAAUCCUGCUGCUUGUUUUACCAAGCAAGUUUCCUUCUGAGAAUGUGCAUCAGCACUGCUGCUGGUAGUGGGAAAAAAGCACUCCUUUUUUGGCAUAAACAGAAAUAUUCCUAAGCCCGCAUGUUUCUAAAUCAUGGUAUUCUUACUUUCCAGGCCUGUGUGCUGUCUAACACUUGAAAUGCUCAGUGCUAACAUACCUAUGCUGCAGACAUAAAAACCAUUUAUGUGAGUGUGAUUUAAUAUUUAAAAUAGUAGUGAGUGAAUGCUCAGCUGGUGUUCCUGCUUCUCAUGGGACCACAGUUCACUAGGCUCCAAAUGAGGAAGCUGUGAAAAAUUUAAAUUUGUGGUGUAGAUAGUAUUCUCUAAGGAAGGUGCUCUCUAGCUCCCAAAGGGUAUGUCCAACCUGGCCACUUAUUAGGGCUUUCAGACAUAAGGUCCAGGGAUUCAGCUAGGCCAUUGCAGUCUCCAGUGUGGGCCAUAGCAUCCCUCCCUCGUUCCACAGCCCUUUCAGGGAUGCCCCCUGUAGGGGGAAGAGACUGGCUUGGCAGUGGUGGCCAAGGCUUGCCAAGGCAUUUGUGUACCAAGCAAGUGACAUUGGUUGCCUCUGCAGCCAGAACUUGCCUGCAUCUCCAGCAGGACUUCUCGUUGCAUUUAUUUUUGUCGCUUUCCAGUUCCUCUUCUCCUCCUCCCCCCACCUCCACACUCCAGUGUGGUUUUUUUAGUGUGUGUAACAGGAAUUGCCUGCAGGUGAACAGCCCCCAGUUGUAUGUUGGCAGACAGAUAAACCAGGGGCAGGCCCUUGAGGCAUUGCUUGGUGCAGGAGGCUGGAACUCUUCCUUCCUGUGGUGAUGAGCCUUCUGCAGUGGUAGUGAUCAUUUGGAAGGACGGCUGGGGGACCCGUGUUCACUGUGGAAUCAGCCUUUUCAGAGAAAUACACGGAAGUAGUCCUUGGAUCUCUAGAAGGAGAAUUUGGCUCUCCAGCCCAUUUGGGUUUGACACUGAUGCUUUAAGUGGUGAUUCCUCAGACUUGCUUUAGGAGUCUUGCAUUACUCCAACACUGAUUGCUCCAACACCGACGCUGUAAAUACAUCUGCUUAUAAUGGUCUGUGUACAGAUGUUAACUUAAACAUGAGGUCACACCUUUUGUUUGUUAAUUUGGAAGAACAACUAAUGCCCGACAGCAUAUUUGCAGUCACCAGUGUAAUUACAGUCUCUGUUCUAACCAUAAUCAUGCACUGAAAUUAUGGAUGCCACAUUUUUGUCUCUCUACAAAAUUGUGGUUCUACUUUUGUACUCAUGGUCAGAAAGGUCCAAGUGUGUUAAGAGAAAACAAAUGUCUUAGUGAUUCUACACUGAGCAGCAAGUAACUCUUGAGUGCUGUAACUCAUUCCCUGAAUGGGGAUAUGUUUUAACAAACUGUGUCAGCAGUAAACAGUGGCAGCUUUGUAGUUCAACAGGGUUUAGGAAGCUCGUUAGCAGAUGAUUCAAAGAAAUUUAACAGACAAAUAUGCUGCUCCUUGUAGCAAAUGAUUCAAAGAAAAUUUAACAGACAAAUAUGCUGCUCCUUGUUGAAUUUUGACUUUUAAGUCAAAAAUGGAGAAUGUGAUUGAGAAUUCAUAGCUGUAAUUUAUAGCCCACAAUUUAACACCCUAACAAAUUCUUGCUUAACACAUGCUACUGAAGGGAAUCUCUAACAUGAUAUUUACAAGAAAAAGUCAUCCUGUGGUGACCUUUCUAUGUCAUUCUGUGGAGAUAAAAUUAUUUCACAAAUGCUGCUCCUCAAAAGUUCAGCCAUGACUUCAAAAAAAGUUCAUGUUUCAUCCUCCUUCAGCCUGUGGCUGAACAAAAAUCUGGUCAUAUGAGCAUAAUAGCCAGGCUGUUGUUGCAGUGACAUUCUCCUGUCAAAUGUGUGUACAAAGUCACAUAAACUUGCAGCCUUUACUCAGGCAUGUUUCAGCAGAAGAUUUUUGCCCCAGGCAAGAGAACUGUGUAAGGUUAAAAAAAAGAAAGAAAAGGAAGCCAGAGUUUAGUUCUACCUCGUGUGUGUGUGUGUGUGUGUGUGUGUGUGUGUGUGUGAACAAUUUUUAUUUUCUUUAUCUUAAUUUAUCAUAAAAUCAACAUUUUAAUGCAAGAGUAAAUAAAACAAGCUAAUAAAGUGCAUUCAAAACCCCAUUUCUGUCUGGCUUGCCUCUUAUAUGUAUGUUGUCCUCUGAAAUUCUGAAUGUAGCAACCAGAUACUGUAAAAACGCAUUGGCUUUUAUUUACACAACUGAUUAUAAUUAACUAAUGAUUAUAACCUAACUGUUGUUGACAGUCAGGCCUUAGAAAAAGAAAAUAAUUAACAUAACUUAUCUAUGUAUCAUUGACCUUUUGAUGGGUAAUGAUUUGACAGAAAUACAGUUCUCUCUCAGAAUAGUUUCAGGCAUGCUGUGUUUCUAAUAGGCAUAGUGCAUGAAAAACAACCAUAUUUUUCAUUAGCAUUUAUUACUUCCAUUUUAAAACUUCACUAGUUUACAUCCACUAAACUGGAUGCAAACCUCAGUUCAUUUUAACUUCCUUGGAUGGAGGUGUCAAAUUUAUUUAUCCCACCUUUUUUCUUUUCACGGUGGCUUACAUAAACCUCUCCAUGUUAUCCUCAGAACAACAACCCUAUGAGGUAGGCUGGGCUGAGAGUCUGUGGCUGGCCCAGAGUCACCCAGUGAGCUCCAUGGCUGAGUGCGGACGAGAACCUGGAGCUCCCAGAUACCCAGUCUAGCAUUCCUUGCUGGCUCUGUUUAUCUCUGGUGCUCAGAGUGCAGUCCUAUAUGUACCAACUCAGAAUUAACCCCCACUCAGCUCUAUCAUCAUCAUCAUCAUCAUCAUCAUCAUUUUAUUUCUGUAUUGCCCAAGAGCCAAAGCUCUUUGGAUAAUGAACAACAAAUGUUCAAUCAGACUUGUCUCCAGGUAAGUGUGUAUACAGUUGCAGUCUGCAUCUAUCUUCAACAAGAAAAGUCCCUCUCCCUCUCUAAACAUGUAUGACUUUAUCAAACCAACUACCAUGUUUAUGGAUUUCCCUUACAGUCCAAGCUCUGAUUCGAUAUGACUCUUUGGAAGAAAUAAAUAUGGCUUUUAUUCCUGCAACAAAAAUAGCAAGUUCAUAAAUAAUCUACUUGUGCUUCAUGUUUCUUGCUGUGACAGAAUCUUUGCCACUGGAGGUUGAAUGGUAAACUUUAUUGUCUUGGACAUCAUCUUUGGGACUAGCUCAUAUAUAAUGAGGUAGAAUUUGUUCCGAUACUGCCAUGUCUUUUCCUGCGCCUUAUGUGAAAAGCGGCCCGUGUGAAUCUUCUGCGAGGGCUCUUGGUGCUGUGGUCAGAAGGAAAGGGACCAUUGCAACCAAGCAGUAUGAAUGCCUGGAAUAGGAUGCAUCCACCAAGCAUUUGAGAGGCAGGUGAGCAGAUGGAUCAGCACAGAUUCCUGCUUUUCCCACUCUAAAGCCUACAGCUUUAGAAGCUUCUGCAGAGAUCUUCAUGGUAGCUCUCAGGUAUUCCUUCAUAAUCUUCUGUGAAUGGAUGACACACCCUUAAUGUGUUUCGGUUUGCUUUCUCCACUUUUAGCACUUGGGUUGGGGAUUCAUUAAAUGCUACUGAAGGUCUUAAGUUUUGUACUCCCCAGCAUAACUGGUUGAGGUCCAUAUUGAGUUUCAACGUUCAUCAUCAUAUAUAUUGAGGAACAGUUUUCAUUGACUACUACAUCUGAGUCUAAUGAAGUGAACUCUAAACCAUGAAAAUUAAUGCCAGGAUUUUUAGUCAGGUUCUACAAGAUUCCUUGUUAUUUUUAAUUUGAUGAACAUUGCUAGAACUGGGGUGUUAUACCAGUAUAAUCUACCUAACUCUUGGCAGUUACAAAACUAGUUUUAAUAUUAAGUAUGAGAGCUCAUGCCAGUUUGCUGGAUAAAACCAACAGCUGCAAAAUAAGCAAAAAAGAAAUACACAUCACUGGCUACUCAGUGUUCCCCUGUAGCAAGCUAGUUAAUUCUUAGAAUAAUGAUUUGAAAAAGUGUUUUUGGUUUUUUUUUUUGAAGCAUUGAUAUGGUCAAGUAGUGGUUUCAUGGACAGGAGCAUUUUCAGAAGACAAUUUGUGAAGGGAAACAUCACCACGUGGCAGUGAAUUAGCACUUUGAGGCUACCGCCCUUUUGUUGCAGCCAUAGAACAAAGCCCUAAGGAUCCAACCUCAAGAAGGUUCUGUCUCCAUCACACUCUUCUCACCGGCUUUUGCCUUCUUGCCUCAGGAUCUACUCUCAGUGUGAAACACCGUGCAUUUAGACCCAGACUGUUAAUUGAAACUGUUCUAUAAAUGAAAAGUACAUGACAAUUGUUAUGUAGCAAUUGGAAAAAUGCAGACUGGGGAAAAUACUUGUGGAUUUUCCUUCUAUCUUCCUUUGGCACUAGGAGCCAGAGUGGUGUAGUGGUUAAGAGCACAGGUCUGGGACUCAGGAGAUCUGGGUUCUAGUUCCCACUCAGCCAUGAUGGAGCCAACUGGGUGACUUUGGGCAAAUCCCAGACUCUCAGCCCAACCUACCUCACAGGAGAUAAGACUGAAACCAGCAGGAGGAGAAUGAAUUAAGCCUCUAUGAGUUCUUUAAAAGAGGGAUAUACAUCUAAUAAACACAAUUUUUGAUACCAAAACAGAUUUGCAAUUCUGCCUUCUCUUGCUGCCAUUGUGUACAGGUAUUGAACAGAAUACUUGGAUUAUUUGCAUUCCACACAGCUCCACACACAUACACACACACUACACGAUUUGAGGCUGAUCAGGAUGCAAGCCAAGCCAGCACUCAGCAUUUCCUUUUCAUGGCAGCCAUGUUUCAUCUUCUUAUGGCUGUGCAUGGCGAUCAGCCACUAUUGCUCACCCAAAAUCUCCCAAGUGUACAUGAUCAAAUGUGUUUUUUUCAAUUUAUAAAAAAGUGGGUAGUUUUUUCCUUAAAAGCCACGAUUUUGCUCUAUUCCUUCAGACCCCAUCUGUUACCAGGUGAUCAACUGUGGACCCAUUUUGGCACUCCACAUGUGAGGCAUCUUGUUUGAAAAUAAGAUUCUGGCACAGACGGUACCCUUCCUUUUUAAAAUAGGUGAAAUUACAUGAACUUACAUCAUAAGAAUGCUGUACAUGUGUGCUGUCCUUAUUUUAAUCAUGUAGGCAUUACCAGGAUUAGGAAAUAAUUAGGUUUUUUAAAAUUUCCCCUCAAUAUUUAUGUUAGUUUUUCCACUUUUAGGCUGUAUGGCUUCUCUAGAUGAUCUUGACAACAUACCGAGCUGGUCCAACUUGAAGCUUGAUUGUUCACUGCCACUGACCCACACGGCAAGCAAUGGAAGGCAUGUUAGCUCAGGGAAUUUGGCAGUAACUAUUCUGUUUUACACACACAUUAGAUGACAAUAAAAGUUGCUUCUCACACACUGGGAUAAUUUUUUAAUGUUUAUUGCUGCUUUUCAAAGACAUGUUGUGAACUCCUGUACGUUGCAAUCACGUAGUGUUGGGAUGGGAGGGAAAAUUGAUCAGUUAUUUCUACCCAAACUGCCCUCAUCCAUAUUUCCCAAAUGUGACCCAGAAUGUGAUUCUCCUUUGCUUUUUGAGGCUUCCAGCCCCAAACUGCAUACAUUAGGAAUACACACACACACACACACACACACACACACAAAGAGCCUAUAUUGUGGGAAGUCAUUGGCAAAAUGUGCAUAUAUAUGGAAACAUGCAGCAUGCAUACAAAUUUUCAUAUAAACAAGCAUGCAGUUUUUUGUGCAAAAUUCUAAAUCAUGAACUGACAGAAAAACAAGGGAGAAUGAAAUUUUGCUUGAAAUGUUAUAGAAAGUGAAGCAAACAGAUUUACCUGCCUUUACCCUCUGGAUCAAGAUUUUAGGGGAGACAGAGGCUGCAGAUGGGAUGCACGGGGUAGUUAGCAAAGAGCUCCCAUCCCACUGCUUACAGAUUGAUUCUUAGAUGCAAGCUUUCGUAACUGACAUGUAUACGCUACAAAGAUGUCACUUGCUGGUACUUGUGCCAGUGAAGCCUGCCUUGUGUUACGGGCUUCCAGGCAGCUUGCUGCACUUGACACCCAUCUUUCAGGAGGUCCAGAACUUAUUAGACAUGACAGGGACGGGGUGGGAGCGUUCAGCCUGUGUGGACUGAGUGAAAGGAGCACAACAAAGGGUAGCCUGGACUGUGAAAUAGUGCUGAUGCAUCCCCAAACCUAGUUUUCUAUAGACAGGGCAAAUCGCCUUUGUGAAGCACACAUGUGACACAGAAAGCUCCUGCUUAGUUGAUGUGCAGUCACCAGAACCUGAACUGUGCACACACAUUUUAUUUUCAAAAGCUGUCACAUGAGGGCAGCGCCAAAGCAUGUGGCUGUGAUGUGCAGAGUUGACUGGGGCGGAGGCACUAGAGGGGUGUGUGGGUGCGCGUGAGUGAAGGAGGAACAGAUUUGUUGAAUUGGGUAUGAGGAUGGAGGGAUGUGUGGAGGAGGCCUGAGCAGAAGAGGUGGAAACAGCUGGAUGGGAAACUAGGAAGAUGAAGAGAGAAAUUUCCAAGGAAUGGGGGAAAGAAACAUGGUGCUCCCUCUCUGUAGAAUGGGAUUAGCAUUGUCCCCUGCCCAGGACUCAACCAGCCUGACUUUCAUUUGUACAUCUGCUUCCAAAUUCUUCAAUGUGCCUGCAUUUAAAAUCCAUUAGCCUUUGCCAAAGAGUAGUGACCUUUCCUCCAGGAUUCUGCAUUUCAUGAAUUAGUUAGCUCAUCUGCAGAAACCAUUUUCCAAGAUGUAAGAAAAGCAAGGUGCAGAGGUUGGUCCCAGGGUCCUUGCAGAAGGCAACGCUCAGAAUGCUGGAAAACCACAGGCAUUUUCUCCUUCCUCGCCUGGUUUGUAGGAACGUGUCUGUAGGUUAAUAGGUUUCAGUGCAGUGAAAUGUUCCCUUUGGUUUGGAUGUUUUGUUGGAUGCUCCCCACUGACCUCUUUAUUGGCCAGUGCUGAGCCAUUCUAUGGCCUCUUGAUUGCAGAAAGGCUCUGCACCACUUCGGUGCUUAAAUCCUGCACUGGGAUAUGGAAAGAGGACCUACAGGGUAGCUGAGCAGUGCUCUGCACAGCUGUUUGCAGCAUAUCCCCCCUCGUUGACAGGGGCACAUGUCGAAUUCGCGUGCUGAGAUCACAUCUGUGCGGCUGGUAUGCUUGGAAUCAGCCCUUCAUGCAGUUCCUUUGUGCAGCCUCCCUAGUAACAACCAUGCCACGAUCCCUGUUAUCCCAGUUGUUAAACUCCCCGCCUUUUGGGGGCGGAGUAGGUUUCCUGUUAAUUACUUGUACAGCAGAGAGCUGUUUUAAGGGAAAGGGACAGCUGGCACCUAAAGUAUCUGGGCCAUUGUUAUCUGUUGUCAGGAAGGUCAGGAAAGAGAUUAUGUCUCCUUAGUCGAUGUUCAGCUCCAGAAUUGCCUUUCAGGGAUUUUGCAGGAAAAAGUGAUGCUUCUGUUAUUGUAUCUCAUACCCAGAUUUUAUUUUAGCCAACAAAACAUACUUAGAGUGCAUCUUUACUCAUGUUAGGGGAUUGAUUCCUGGCUCAAACUUUUCUGGGAAUCUAACUUCUCCACUCUCACAGCUCGAUUGUAGACUCCCUGUUUCAAGAGAUUUCUCGAAAGGAAACAUCACUCAAGGAUUUUAAGCUACUCAGAGAACUUAGUAUUAUAGGCAGUGCACAAAUGCCAUUAAACAAACCUGUUCUUUUUCCUUAUUGCAGUUGGAUAGGCACAGUGUAACCAUUUCCAGACUUUUUCAUUCUAAGAUGCUAAGCCAAGGCAGCAUUUAUUUAUUGCCUAAUGGACUGUUUAAUUCUAGCUCCCUUACAUUAGUGGAGGGUUUGCCUGAUACUGUUUGUCUACCCUUCCCCUUAUUGGUCCCUGGUCCCUCUGAACAUGUGCUGUGUAGAUCAUGCAACCAACACAGCUGGAAAUUCACCCUGAAGAGGAGAGAGUGUUUCCUUGGAAGCACAGCAGGAAAUCUUGAAUUGAAAUGCAUUGCUGGGUUACAGCUUCAUUGAGACUAAAGCCCCAUGCAUUUUUUAUGUCUCCAAAGGUCAUGUUUCCUCCUGAUAAGCCCAUUUCUCGGUGUUACUCUGCUCUCUCCCUCCCUCUCCCUCCCUCCUGCAUCUCUACCCAGUGAUGAACACAAAUGUCAGAAACCGACAGGUGGACUUAUCCACACCAAUCUCCAUCUUGCUCUGACCAGGCAUCUUAUGGCAGGUUCUGUGCCUUUUUGAGAAUGUCUCCCCUCCCUGCCACAACCAAGAAUCUUUACUCAUUUUAAAUCAUUAUUGCAUCAUUGCUGUGAUUCAAAGGCCAAUUGCAUUUUUAAAGGUGUACGAAACUAAGGCUAGGAAGGUGGUUUUGUGACCCCACAGGUACCAGGGAUCCAACACUGCUGCUGGUUUCUGCUGACCAUUUUUCCCCCCCGGAGCACUAUCUUGGCAGAAAUUGUAAAUGCUCAGCACAUGCCUCUAGAAACUCCGCCACCUCAACAACAUAUUUCUACAUGCACUUCAAAAGGCCUGCAUCUCAUCUCCUACUCUUGUUCUUAAUUCUGCAGCAGAAGUACAGAUAGGAAGCUAGCAGGCCCUGGCUUGUUGAGCCAUUCAACCUCUCCUGGUUUGGUUGAUUUCAACUGGAAGUGCAGUUAAUUCUGUUUCUCAUUUAAAAUCAAAACCAUAUUUAAAGUCAAAUGGGCAGCCACAGGGUACAUAAACCAGAAUCCCUGGCAAUUGAAGCAUUGACCUAUGUUUUCAAUAUAAUUUAGCUACUGUGAUUCAAAGUAGCUUGAAGUUGGCAAAAUGGUCUUUGUUUCAUGAUCUGACUGUGAUGAAGGCGGUCAUUUCAGAGGGCACCUUUGGGCAUGGCUAAGGGUAUCCAUGCACACAACAGAGUCUGACCUGAAACAGAGCAGCGUUUCUCUUGUCUGAAGCAAAGCGCUUCCGAUCACAGGAACAAACACUGAGUGAAGGCGAAAGGGCAGUAACCCCUGGUUAGUUAUUUAACCUUAAAAGUCUGGACAAUUCUGAGGCUAAUCGUAUCUUUGAGGAACAUCCAUUUAGUGCAAAGAGUACGUUCAGCGAGUGUCCCCCUUUUUGUGGGUUUUUGGCAUGCAGAAAUGUAGCUUCCUGUGUGUGUUUGCAUUUUUGUGUGACGGUGUUUAUUGCUGAAUAUUGUUUUGGAUGGGAAUGUUUUGAAGCUGUUCUAACAUUGCUCACUCUUCUGGAAAGAUUUAAAGCUUAAAUCUUUUUAAAAAUAGUUUACUCACCAGCCCUUCCAGUGACUUCAUUGAGCUUCUCUGGACCAUAUAUUAGAUCAGUCAUCAUGGUAACAGCACUAGCAUCAUUCAGUCCUCUUUCCCCCUUCUCCUUUCCUGCUUCCCAGACAUGUUUUUCAGUCCUCACAGUUGGUUGGUUAGUGCUUGAUGUCCAAAUAAGUGCUAGGAAGAUGGGAGCUCCCUUGGCAUAUGGUCCAGACAAGCUCCCUCGUUAUUACUCCAGGUGUCCCUGCUCAUGGCAUUCCCGGUUUUGUCUCAUGGUGUUGUCAUGCUUUGGGGACUCAUAACGACUUGCCAUUUUUAAAGAGCUGCUCUUCUUAGUUUCUCUUUUCUUGGUGUGGUUUCUUCAUCAGCAACAACUUAGAAAAGGAAAAAGUUCUAAUCUCCAUUAACUGUGUGGCUAAAUUUUCUCCCUCCACAUUUUAGGUUAACUAUUUAUUUGCCUAUAUCAAAAAGAAUUUGGUUGUCGGACACCUUGACAUUUUUCCAGUUAAGUGAUGCUUCUAGCGAUGCUCACUUUGUAACAUUAACCAUUGUGGGUAUGUGUGAGUGCCAACCAUUUUGUUUGUGAGAUGUACAUUCCCUGAAUGGUGUAUAUCAGUUAACCUUUAUGAAGCUGUAUCUUGUUGCUGUAGCAUUCCUGGAAUGUAGUGUGUUGUUUGUUAAAAUUGCUGCUUAAAAAUAAAAGAGAGAGGAGAGGAAACUUUUCUCUCGGAGAGUUCAAAAAUACUUUUUUGUGUAUUGUCAUGUAAAAUAAACAUUCUAAAUAGAACUAA
Molecule: messenger RNA, 14633 nt
Organism: Varanus komodoensis (Komodo dragon)
Lineage: Eukaryota; Metazoa; Chordata; Lepidosauria; Squamata; Varanidae
Gene: SLC25A22
Product: solute carrier family 25 member 22
Exons: 9
Coding region: 411-1379 (322 amino acids)
Biological process (GO): aspartate transmembrane transport; L-glutamate transmembrane transport; malate-aspartate shuttle
Molecular function (GO): L-aspartate transmembrane transporter activity; L-glutamate transmembrane transporter activity
Source: RefSeq, a predicted model, not a curated record